UGAAACUACCCUAACCUCAAUUCAAUCAACGUUUGUUGUCAAUAAAACCGUUAUUAUAGUGCUGUUUGAUGCAAGAGAUGGUGUGUUUUGUCUUUAUUUCUUAUUUUAAUGUCGUUAAAAUGUUUCCCAAAGUUGUAAUAUUGAUUUUAAUCGAUAGCACGACGAGAAUACCCGAUCUUUCACUCCACACCUGUCGGAAAUCGAUGGCCAAUGCGCAUCAUUAUCGAUUUUUAGACGGUAGUUUGAAGCGGCUGCAGCUUUACAAGGAACGCCUCUACUCGAUUGGAAAAAUAUUCUCACAUAUCGGACUACUAUUCUCUUCAUUCAGCUUCUAUCCAUCGUCCAUUACUUGACACCGAGCGACUCCUACUAGUGACGGCACACUACCUUGGAGAACCCCACCAGUGACGUCACUCGACCUUGAAGGACCCGCAGCAGUGACGUCACCUACAAUCCAAGAUGGCGGCGAUGCUGGCGGAGAACUACCAGCUGAAGUGGCACAGUCACGGCGUGAACCUGCACUCGUCGAUCGCGACCCUGCAUCGGUCAGAGUCGUUCAGUGACGUCACUCUGGCCACAGCUGAUGGCCGCUAUGUGUCCGCGCACCGAUUCGUCCUGAGUGCGUGCAGCGCCUACUUGCAUCAGCUGUUUCAGGCUACAAGGAACGCGUACCCAGGCCUAGCUUCAGGGGUAGGAGGUGGGGCACCUUUAGUAGUGGUGCUCCCAGCUGACAUCGGCUAUCGUACACUUAGUGUACUCCUGCAGUAUAUGUACAGUGGCGAGGCGACAGUAAGUCAACAGCAGUUGGAUGCUGUGUUGAGGGCCGGCGAGAUUUUGCGCAUCAAGGGUUUAUGUAGGACAGGGGCCGGGGGUUCGGGGUCCGGUAGACAUGGCAGUGGCACGCAUAAGGAGAGGGACAGAGACAGAGCUAGCAGACCGACAGGCGUGUUAACCCGUCAAGACCCGAAUAUAAGGAGUAGUCGACCGCUGGAAUCGCCUGCUACCGAUACUGAAGGUAGUCACCAACCUCACUUGAAGGUGGGUGCCUCCAAACGCCCUGCGUCGGCUAGCCAAGGAACGCACACACCUCCCAAUCCCCCACCACCGCCCGCCAAGAAGUCGCACUCUCUGCCCCCACCCGAGAACCAGAAGGAGAAUGUCGAGGAGUUGGUUGGAGGAGGCAGUGACAAGCAGAGAGAGGAGCGAGAGCGAGAGAGUGACGAAGGAGUGCUAGGCAUAGAGCAGAGUAUGCAGAUAGAGUUGCUGGUGAAAGAGGAGCCCAUAGAGUGGGACAACAUGGAUGCUCCACCACCCCACCCUGACUCGGACAAAGCGGUGCUACAUUCAGAUAUCAACAUCAAGUCGGAACUCUACUCAGGUGAUGAGGGGGAAGAGGGUGGAGAUGAAGAGGAUGAGGAGGUGGAAUUUGAGGAGGAUGAGGAGGAAGGAGAGGGAGGUGAGGAGGAUGAGGAUGAGGAAGACAUGAGUGCUUUCUAUGCGCCGUUGACCUGUGACAUGUGCGGACAGACUUUCACCACUCCUGCGCUCUGGGUCAGGCACACUGAGACGCACCCUCCCACCGAACUGCCUAGGCGCAAGGCUAAGCGCAAUACAAGUGGAGGUGACUCGCUGGCUACGAACGGCUCAGCUGUGGGAGAGAAAGGGGACGAUGAGGGGACAGCCAGCGAAGCUGAGUACCCUCCUCUGCGCUGUGAGCUAUGUCAGGAGGUGUACUCGAACCCAGGUGAUUGGGUGAGGCAUAUCCAAAGCGCGCACACAGAGGAGCAACUGGCAAUGAGCAACCAGUCGUCGGUGGGAGCGGCGCGACCCCCUAGGGCUAGCACCUCCACAUCAGGGUCGUCUCGUAGCAGUCGGUUGGCGAGGAGCGCUGCACAGUUCCUGUUGAAGCAGGCAGCACUGAACGGGCGUAAGCACUGUCCGCUGUGCGAGAAGACAUUCCCUUCACACGCCUCCAUGAUGGUUCACUCUCGCACGCACACGGGCGAGCGGCCCUACGAGUGUCAGGUGUGCGCCAAGGAGUUCAACGUUAAGAGCAAUCUGCUGCGACACAUGCGCACUCUACACGACGAGAUUAUCAACCCGGGCAACGUCAGGUCUGCUGACUAGACGCAGUACGGUGACAACUGGCGCUAGAUACAGUACGGUGACAGAGUGAGGUGUUUAUUGUGGAAAUCUUAUUAUGUUUUUAAUAUUAUAAGAACAAGAACUAGUGACUAGUUGCGGUACAGUACUGCUAAACAAAGUAUACAUUGUCAGAGUGUGUUUGAAUGCGGUUUGCUUUAGAAGUGAAAAUGUGUAGGUUCUGUGUACAGUAAAUUGUUUCAGUUCCAAUCGUAAAUUAUUCCAUCACGUGACUAGUGGAAAAUGUUCCCAUGGAACGCCAUUUCAGAAUCGUUGGUUCAAGCUUUUGGCGCGCACUUAUAAAGUUUAUUUAAACCAAAAUGUGUCGUCUACUAGCUGCGUGAAUGAAGAAAUCCUGUUCUACAAACGUACCGUUUAGAAAAGUGUGCAUUUCUUUCAUUCCAUUACUCUCAAAUCUUCUAUUGAGA
This is a messenger RNA of Nilaparvata lugens (brown planthopper), 2570 nucleotides long. RefSeq names its product telomere zinc finger-associated protein. NCBI's taxonomy places the organism in Eukaryota, Metazoa, Arthropoda, Insecta, Hemiptera, Delphacidae. The record is from RefSeq and is a predicted model, not a curated record. Gene Ontology annotation, cellular component: nucleus. Gene Ontology annotation, molecular function: protein binding. Gene Ontology annotation, biological process: regulation of transcription by RNA polymerase II. The transcript has 11 exons. The coding region runs from base 460 to 2127 and encodes 555 amino acids.